Messenger RNA from Condylura cristata (star-nosed mole), 463 nucleotides. RefSeq names its product cornifelin (gene CNFN). NCBI's taxonomy places the organism in Eukaryota, Metazoa, Chordata, Mammalia, Eulipotyphla, Talpidae. The record is from RefSeq and is a predicted model, not a curated record. The transcript is spliced from 4 exons. Bases 106 to 387 code for a protein of 93 amino acids.
UCUGUCAGCGCCUUCAAAGACCUGCAGCAUCCCUUGGACAGAUUCUGCCGCUGUCACCGCUGCCACCUCUGCCGUCCCCAACGCCACCUCCUCAGGGCCAGCAAGAUGCAGUAUGAGAUGCACGACCGCGUGAAAGGCAAAGCCAUGUCCUACCCAGUGACCACCCAGCCCCAGUGUGCCAGCAACAACUGCUACCAGACCCAGUCCAGUGACUGGCACACCGGUCUCACGGACUGCUGCAACGACAUGCCCAUCUGUGAGUGCCCGUGCCCGCGGCCCCUCCAGCCUGAGGGAAGCGGCUCUGUCGGGCAAGACUGGGCGGCCCUCACCUUUUGCUUGCCCUGCGCCCUCUGUCAGAUGGCGCGGGAACUGAAGAUCCGAGAAUAAAGGAGCCUUCCCCCUCUGGCUGCCUGCUCUCCACCCCCUGGAAGGGCCUGCCCCUGCCGCCUCUAGAAAUACACCC